This is a messenger RNA of Phasianus colchicus (ring-necked pheasant), 2858 nucleotides long. It is a transcript of the gene PRF1, whose product is annotated as perforin 1. Gene Ontology annotation, biological process: defense response to virus; immunological synapse formation; T cell mediated cytotoxicity. The record is from RefSeq and is a predicted model, not a curated record. Gene Ontology annotation, cellular component: membrane. Lineage: Eukaryota; Metazoa; Chordata; Aves; Galliformes; Phasianidae. Gene Ontology annotation, molecular function: wide pore channel activity.
UUAUUCCAGCUUCUUCCAUUUCCAUUCCCCUUCCUCUUCUCCCUUACCCUUACUCUUUGCCCUUCACCUUCCCCAGCUGUCUCCAGUUCACCCCCAACUUUGUCACUAUGGUGCCAUCUCCGUGUCCCCAGUAUCCCCAGUGCCUCCACUGUCCCCAGUGUCCCCAUGUCCCCCACUAUCCCCAAUGCCUACAAUGUCCCCAUUGCCCCCAUUGCACACAAUGUCCCUAUUGACCCCCUCCAAAAAAAGCACUUUGCACCAGCCCCGUUGUCACCCCCCAUGCCGUGACCCACAUCCUGUAUCACCGUGGCUAGGAGGUGUAUGUCACUCCCCCUCGGAGUGACUCAUAGCUGCCGGGAACCUCACAUAUAAUUUUUUUAGAGGGGACAGGAAGUAUCACCCCCCAACUUGUGGAGCGGUGACGUGUGAAGGGUGAUGGUGGGGGUGGGGAUGUUGGGGUAGGAGGUGUUGGAACACACCCCACAGCUGCAGACACAGCGGAGAGGACAAGUGAGUGCCAGUAUCCCCAUGUUCCUUUGUCCCCUUGUCCCCAUAUACUUAUAUCCCUGUGUCCCCAUAUCUCCGUGUGCCCAUUUGCCCACGACCCCUUGUCACUAUGUCUCUAUGUCCCUGUGUUCCUAUGUCCCCAUGUCCCCAUGUCCACCUGUCCUUGUCACUGUUCCUAUGUUCCCGUCUCCUUAUCCCCAUAUUCCCAAGUCCCUCUAUUCCCAUAUCCCCAUGUCCCUCCCAUUCCUAUAUCCCUGUGUCCCCACCUCCUCCACCUCCCCAACCUUCUCCAUGCUCACACCCCCAUGGACUCACCACAUUUCCAUUCCCCUGCAGCCGAUCACCAUGAAGUCCACUCCCCACUGUCUUGCCUUCUCAAUCUUCCUCCUCUUCCAUCAUCUCCCCAUCAUUUACCCCCAGUGCCACCGUGCCGUUGGCAAAUCCUGCCAUGUCCCCCCUGUUCCUGGCACCGACAUUCUGGGCUCAGGUCUGGAUGUCACCACCAUGUCCCUCACCGAGGGCCAAGUGUUGGCCAUCACCAAACCCACCAGAAGGCACUGCGUUGUCUGCGUGGACCAUCUCCACAAAGGACAGUCCCUCCUCCUCUACAAUGGCAUCAGCAAGUGGCGAGCAGGGAGUAAGUGCCAGCAGAGGUCCUCACUGGCCUCUGGCAGCCAAUCCAUGAGGAAGCUGGUGGCCCAGACAGAGAAGAUCGCGCAGAAUUGGAGAGUGGGGCUGGAGGCAGCCCUCAGCCCAGGGGUGGGGGUCACCCUGGCCAUGGCCGGGUCCCAUUCACGCGUGGCAGAAUUUGGGAUGCAGAAGGAGCGGGAGGACCGCUACUCAUUCGCCAGCACCGAGCUGCGCUGCGUGCACUACUGGAUCUCAGCUUCACAUAAACCCAGACCAUCCCCCCACUUCCUACAUGCUGUUCGAUCUCUUCCACCCCACUUCACCCCUGCCACUGCCCCAGAUUAUGCUGACCUCUUGGCCGCUUAUGGCACCCACUACAUUCACUCAGCCCAACUGGGCGGCCUCCUCCGCUCCAUCACCGCCAUCCGCUUGUGCCGCGCUGCCAUGAUGGGCGCCGGCGCCCAAGAAGUGGCUGAUUGUUUGGGUGCAGAAAUGACAGCCAACAUGAAGUCAACCACAUUCAGCGCCAUGUCCAGUGCGUGCCGCAAAGCCAAGUCAAAAAACAGUGCCCACGGUGCCUUUAAUCAACUCUUUAACGAACGGAUGGUGGAGGUGGAAGGUGGCGAGCAACAUGGCGACCUCCUCUAUGGUGCACCUGAGAACUAUGCCGAGUGGUUGAGCUCCCUGCAACGCCUGCCUGGCUUGGUCGCCUCUAACGUCAGGCCUCUGCACACCUUGCUGCCCCGCCAGGACCCACGCCAGGCAGCUCUGAAGGCGGCCAUCGGUCACUACAUCGCAUGGAGAGCACUGAGGGCGAACUGCAGCCAACAGUGUGCCGGUCAUGGGACGGUUGGGUUGUGUCAGUGCGGGUGUGCAGCCAACCACGUGGUCAAUGCCGACUGCUGUUCCAAACACCGCGGGAUGGCACGGGUGACAGUGACAGUGUGGGAGGGCAGUGGAUGGCGCGGUGAUAUUUUCACCGCAACUGAUGCGUAUGUGCUGCUGUACUUCAGUGGUCACCGUGUACGGACAGCAACGGUGUGGAACAACAAUCGGCCCAAGUGGGGUGCACAGUUCGAUUUGGGGUGGGUGACACUGCACCUGCAUCAAAAGAUGAAGGUGGAGGUGUGGGAUCAGGAUGAUGGGUGGAAUGACGACCGCUUAGGGGUGUGUGAAGUACUGGUGCAGGCCACAGGCAGACAGCAGCGCAACGUUGUGUGUUUUCCGGGAGGUGGUCACCUGAAGUUCAGCUACAGCGCCACGUGUGGGCCAAGUUUGGGGGGUUCUCAAUGUUCAGAGUACAUUCCACAGCCCCCAAAACGUCAGGGGGGGCUCUAUCGGUUGUCACAGUGGCCACCAAAGACUGGAGGUGAUGGCCCUGUGGCAUGGCCACAGCAUGAGGAAGGAGAGGAGGAGGCGGAGGAGGAGGAAGAGGAAGAGGUGGAGAAUUUUUGGGAGGUACUGGGGGUUUCUGAGGGCAAUGAGACGAUGGUUGAGGAUAAGGACCACCAAAAUCCAUCACCAGAUCUCCAAAAUCCAUCAUUCAACCCUCAAAAUCUAUCAGUGGGUCUCAAGAAGAAUCCAGAUCCACAGAUUCCAUUUCCCCGCUAUGGGGCAGCUCCUCCAGCCCCAUAGCAUCCAUCCUUCCUCUUGGUGGUGGUCCCACACACAGAGGCCUUUGGUCCUCCAGCCCCAGCUCCUGUCCUGCAAGUUCUGGUGUC